AUGAUGCUUAUGAACUCCUUCUUACCGCUUGCAACGCAACAUUAUCCAGCAUACACGCCACCGCGAUCAUCACCACUUUCCGAGCGCUCCGCGAAUGCAGCCCCACGAUUAUUCGACUUCAGUAUGGCGUCUCAGGGGAACGAAAAGAAACCCCCAGUGCCUCAACGCGCGUAUAAAGCCAAUCCUAUCAUACAGACGCGCGACGCUGCCACGAAGAGACGGAGAGACAUGUUCUUUCGACGCGUGCAGACUGCACGUGAGGAUAAAAAGUGGGAGGCGCGUGGGGAGCAGAUCCAACAAUUAGAUUUCGUGUCGGAGCGCAAGCGUUGGGAAGCUGAAAAAGCGCGUCAAGCACCACCCGAGUAUGACGACAUCGACGAAGAAGCACUAGAAGACACGGCACUCCCAGAGUUGCCGAACUACGCACCGCAAUUUGAACAGGAGAUGACAGAGGCCGAUUAUAUUGCUGCACAGGAGGAGUACGAGCUGCAGCAGUUGGUCGCCACGAUGGAACAGGAGUCAGACACGAGGUCGCAGUACUACGGGAGUGAUGAUGAUGAUUACGAUUCUAUAUUCAUGGAGUGUGCGACAAGCAUGGACCAGGACUACCAGCAGCAACCGCCGCACGAGAAUACAGGGGUUGAAGACAUGGACGCGAUGGAUAUGGAUAUGACGGAUGGUUGA
Molecule: messenger RNA, 684 nt
Organism: Cucurbitaria berberidis CBS 394.84
Lineage: Eukaryota; Fungi; Ascomycota; Dothideomycetes; Pleosporales; Cucurbitariaceae
Exons: 2
Coding region: 1-684 (227 amino acids)
Source: RefSeq, a predicted model, not a curated record